GCAGGCUCCGCGGGACGGACUCACAGACGGACCCGGGACGGAGGGACGGGCGCACGGCCAGGCCAUGCCCGGGGAGGCUGCUCGCGCCGAGCUGCUGCUGCCUGAGGCGGGCGGCCCGGGUCCCCGCACAGAUCUGUCCUGCGAUGCAGCUGCGGCCACCACCCCGAGAGGGGACCAGCUGGAGCACUGUGCCCUGACCCCCGGGCCCAGUGCCCUGGCCCUCACGUUCCUGCCCAACAAGCCAGGAGCCAGGCCCCCACCAGAGGGAGCCAGCUGGGAUGCAGGACCGGGCACCCCCUCAGCCUGGGCAGUCCCCACGGAAGGCGGCCCCAGCCCAGGGCCCCCCGAGGUUCGACCUGCCGAGGGUCCUCUCCUAGCCACCCUGGAGCCCCGGAUUGUGAUGGGCGAGGAGACGCACCGCGCACCCCCACUGUCCAGGGCAGCCCUGCCAGAACUCAGGGACUGGGAGGGUGGGCACGCCAGCCUGAACCCACCCCCCGAGUUGUGUUCUCAGGGUGACCCUCCUGUGCCUUUCCCUGCUCUGGACCCUGACUCCUACUUCACACCUCCCUCCACCCCCACCGAGACAGCCUCUGCCCUGCUCCCCAGCGCUGGGCCCUGCAGGGACGCCCGGGAUGCCCAGGCUGAGCCAGGGGGCUCACCACCUGCCUCGCCACCUGCCUCACCACCGGCCUCGCCCUCAGGCUCCUACAUCACAGCGGAUGGGGACAGCUGGGCCUCGUCCCCAUCCUGCUCCCUGAGCCUGCUGUCCCCGGCUGAGGGGCUGGACGUCCCCUCGGGCUGGGGCUUCUCCCCGCUGGGGUCCAUGGCGGACGAGCAGGAGCUGCCCCCUGCUGGGCCCCCGGGCUCCCUGUCCUCAGAGUCCAGCCUCUCGGCAGACAGCAGCUCUUCCUGGGGCCAGGAGGGCCACUUCUUCGAGCUGGACUUCCUGGCCAACGACCCAAUGAUCCCCGCCGCACUCCUGCCCUUCCGGGGCAGCCUGAUCUUCGAGGUGGAGGCAGUAGAGGUGACACCGCUGCCCCCCGAGGGAGAGGAGGAGGAACAAGAGGAAGAACAGGAGGGGGAACAGGAGGAGGAGGCCCCUGCCCCUGGAGGGGACCUGGCCGGGGAGGGCGAGGACGACAGCACUUUUGCCUCCUCCCUGCAGUCGCUGUCUGACCUCUCCAUUACUGAGGGCAUGGAUGAGGCCUUUGCCUUCCGAGACGACACCUCGGCGGCCUCCUCUGACCCCGACUCGGCUUCCUACACAGGGGCAGAUGACGAGAGGCUGUACAGCGGAGAGCCCCACGCCCAGCCCACCGCUCUGCUCCAGAACAGCCCUGGCGAGGCCCUGUCCUGGGGCCCGGAGUGCGCUCCUGGGGUCUUGGAGGGAGAGGCCAGCCAUGCCACUGAGAGCCAGGAAACUGCUGCUGAAAUAGCUGGGGCGGAGCCCGCUUUAGGCCAGGCAUCCACUGCGGCUGUGGCCCCGCACGCCCCACAGGAAGGCCCUGGCCUCACCGGGCUGACCCCUCAGGCCCUGGGGAAAGAGGCAGAUUCCACUGCAGGACCAGGGCCUGUCGCCACAGCCACACCUCAGCCCCUGCAGGAGGGAGACGAUGCCACCUUAGGCCUGGAGCCUCGGACUGCACAGGGCGUGGCGGGUUUCCUGCCAAGCCCAGACUCUCCGCAGGAUUUGAAGGAGGAAGCGGGCCAGGGGCCUGCUGCUGCAGCCAGCCCUGAGCCACAGCCUGGAGAAGUGGACCUGGCCACACCCCUGCCCCUGCAGGAUGCAGGCCUCCCCUCAGGCCAGGGGCCUGCUGCUGCGGCCAGCUAUCAGGCCCUGCAGACAGAUGCAAGCUGCCUCCCAGGGACUGAGCCCAUGGCAACCUCGGCCCGGCGGGAAGGAGACAAGGCCUUGAGACUGAGGCCAGCACCUGACGAUAGGGACGCAGGCCACACUGGAGGCCCAGAGCCUCCAGCCUUGGACCAGGCCCAACAGGGUAGCCCAGAGCAAGCUGCAGAUGCUGAAAUACCCUGGGCCUCACAGGAAGAUGCGGGCUGCCUCAGUCCUGCCACAGAGGCCCCAGACCCUGCUGAGCCUGACACAGAAGCCCCAGACAUCUCCAAAUCUGCCUCAGAGGGCCUGGACACCCCCGAGCAUGACAAGGAGGUCCUGGGCACCCCCAACCCUGAGUGUGACAAGGAGGUCCUGGGUACCCCCAAGCCUGCCUCAGAGGGCCUGAACACCCCCGAGCAUGACAAGGAGGUCCUGGACACCCCCAAGCCUGCCUCAGAGGGCCUGGACACCCCCGAGCAUGACAAGGAGGUCCUGGACACCCCCGAGCCUGCCUCAGAGGGCCUGGACACCCCCGAACAUGACAAGGAAGUCCUGGGCACCCCUGAGCAUGAUGAGGAAGCCCUGGGUACCCCCAAGCCUGCCUCAGAGCGUCUGGACACCCCUGAGCAUGACACAGAGAGUCUGGAUACCCCUGAGCAUGACACAGAGGGCCUGGACAUCCCUGAGCCUGACAUAGAGGCCCUUGGAACCCCUGAGCCUGCCUCAAAGGGCCUGGACAUCCCAGAGCGUGACACGGAGGCCCUGAGCACCCCCAAGUCUGCCACAGAGAGCUCGGACACACCCAUGCCUGAGACCGAGGCCCUGGACACCUCUGAACCUGCCACGGAGGCCCUGGACACCCCUGAGCCUGACACAGAGGCCCUGGACACGCCCAAAUCUGCUAUGGAGGCCCUGGACACCCCCGAGCCUGACACAGAGGCCCUGGACACCCCUGAGCCUGCCAUGGAGACCCUGGACACCCCCAAAUCUGCUAUAGAGGCCCUGGACACCCCUGAGCCUGACACGGAGACCCUGGACACCCCCAAAUCUGCCAUGGAGGCCCUGGACACGCCCAAGCCUGCCACAGAGGCCCUGGACACCCCCAAAUCUGCUACAGAGGGCCUGGACACCCCUAAGCAUGACAAGGAGGGCCUGGCCACGCCCAGGUCUGCCAUGGAGAGUUGGGAUACCCCUGAGCCUGACUCGGAGGCUCUGGACACCCCCAAGCCUGACAUGGAGGCCCUGGGAACCCCCAAGUCUGCCACGGAGGGCCUGGACAACCCCGAGCCUGACAUGGAGGCCCUGGGCAUCCCCAAGUCUGCCAUGAAGGGCCCGGACACCCCCGAGCCUGACAUGGAGGCCCUGGACACCUCUGAGCCUGCCACGGAGGCCCUGGACACCCCUGACCAUGACAUGGAGGCUCUGGGCACCCCCAAGUCUGCCAUGGAGGGCCCAGACACCCCCGAGUCUGAUGUGGACAUCCUGGGCACCCCCGAGCCUGAAAUGGAGGCCUUGGACACCCCCAAGCCUGACGUGGACAUCCUGGACACCCCUGAGCCUGACAUGGAGGCCCUGGACUCCCCUGAGCCUGACAUGGAGGCCCUGGCAACGCCCCUGCCUGAGACGGAGGCCCUGGACACCCCUGAGCCUGACACAGAGGGACCGGACACCCCCAAACCUGACACGGAGGGCCUGCACACUCCCAAGCCUAUCACAGAAGCCAGGGACACCCCUGAACCUGACACAGAGGGCUUGGAGACCCCCGAGCCUGCCAUGGACACCCCUGCCAUGGAAGCCAGGGACAUCCCCGAGCCUGACACAGAGGCCGGGGACACCCCCAAACCUGCCACGGAGGCCCUGGAGACCCCUAAGCCUGACAUGGAGGCUCUGGACACCCCUGAGCCCGACACGGAGGCCCUGGACAUCCCUGAGCCUGCCACAAAGGCCCUGGACACCCCUGAGCCUGACACGGAGACCCUGGACACCCCCGAGCCUGCCACGAAGCCCGACACGGAGGCCCUGGACACCCCUGAGCCUGACAUGGAGACCCUGGACACCCCCGAGCGUGCCAUGAAGGCCCUGGAUACCCCUGAGCCCGACACGGAGGCCCUGGACACCCCUGAGCCCGACAUGGAGACCCUGGACACCCCCGAGCCUGCCACGAAGGCCCUGGACACCCCAGAGCCCGACACGGAGGCCCUGGACACGACUGAGCCUGCCACGGAGGCCCCAGACACCCCUGAGCCUCCCACGAAGGGCCUGGACACCCCUGAGCCUGACACGGAGACUCUGGACACCCCCGAGCCUGCCACGGAGGCCCUGGACACCCCUGAGCGUGCCUCCAGUGGAAAGGAAGUAGCUGAGGAUGUGUUGGUGCCCGAGUGGAGAGCCUGUCCUGAUGCCGGCGUGCACACUGGUGGUGGAGCUGAGCCCCACUUGCUGCCAAAGGAGGCCCAGGGGGCCAAGAACCAGUGGAGUGGAGGCCUUAAGCCAAGGCCGCAGGGUGCCGGGAAGGCUCCCAGGAGCAGCAGCCCAGAGGGGUGUCCUGCUGCCUGCCCCGAGGUCAGCCAGGCACAGCCCCCAAGCCCAGUGGAGGAGGGAAGGGCCACCCCGGAGCCCCGGCUUCCAGGGGCUGUGGCCUCAGAGGCCUGGCUGGGCUCCUGUGCAGAGCCUCCAUUGAGGGCUGUGCCCAGGCUGGGUGAGGGCUACCCCAAAGAGCCUGCCCCCACAUCCCCACCUCCCUCCUGGCAGCCAGAGCCUGUUCUGAGCCUGGGCAGUAGCCAGCGGGCCCAGGCAGCACCCAGAAUCCCCGGCCCCUUCCCACCACAGUCCCUAGAAAGCCCCACGGGGGGCCUGCCCAGGGCGCCCCAGGACAGUAUCCUGGGCUCUGAGCCCUCUGCUGCUGGUGUCCUCGUGGAGGCAGCCCCGCCUCCCAUGGCGCUCCCUGGCCCCUGCCCUUGUCAGGGCCCCCGGGAAGACUCAAUGGAGGGUGAGGAGCCCCCGGGCUCUCCAAGCCUCCCAUCCCCCAAGGCAGGAGCCCAGCGGGCGGUGGCUGCCUUCUCAGGAACCACAAACCUCCAGGGGGCCGGACAGCGAGUCACCCUCCCGCCCCACGCCCCCCUUCUCAGCCCCAAGGCAGCCUCCAAGAGGGGCAGCCAUGCCAAAGACCUGGCCUCACAGCUCUCACCCCCCUGCCAAGUGCCUCCUGGCUCUGGGCCCUGGAGCCCAGCCGGCCCUCGAGGGCUCCCAGCUACCGAGCAUCAGGACGACCAGGACAGCCUGGAGGAAGACUCACCACGAGCACCGGGCUCAGGCCAGCACUCAGACAGCCACGGAGAGUCAUCAGCCGAGCUGGAGGAGAACUUCUCAGGACCGCAGAGUGCGCAGUGCCCGGCCCAGGCUGCAGCGGGCAGUGGCAGCGAGGAGACCGUCGCCAAAGCCAAGCAGAGUCGCAGUGAGAAGAAGGCCCGAAAGGCAAUGUCCAAGCUGGGCUUGCGGCAGAUCCAGGGGGUCACCAGGAUCACCAUCCAGAAGUCCAAAAACAUCCUUUUCGUCAUCGCCAAGCCCGACGUCUUCAAGAGCCCGGCCUCGGACACCUACGUGGUCUUCGGAGAGGCCAAGAUUGAGGACCUGUCCCAGCAAGUGCACAGAGCCGCCGCCGAGAAGUUCAAGGUGCCCGCGGAGCCCUCUGCCCUGGUCCCUGAGUCUGCACCCGGGCCGCAUGUGAGGCCAUGCGAGGAGGAAGAAGGGGGCGAGGAGGAGGAGGAGGUGGACGAGGCGGGGCUGGAGCUGCGGGACAUUGAGCUGGUGAUGGCGCAGGCCAAUGUGUCGAGGGCCAAGGCUGUGCGGGCCCUGAGGGACAACCAGAGCGAUAUCGUAAACGCCAUCAUGGAGCUGACAAUGUAGCCGCUGACCAGUGACCCAACUCCAUCCCUGCCCCUCAGCUCUGCUGCUCAAUAAAUGAGUGUUCC
Molecule: messenger RNA, 5808 nt
Organism: Equus quagga
Lineage: Eukaryota; Metazoa; Chordata; Mammalia; Perissodactyla; Equidae
Gene: NACAD
Product: NAC alpha domain containing
Exons: 10
Coding region: 65-5743 (1892 amino acids)
Biological process (GO): protein targeting to membrane
Cellular component (GO): cytoplasm; nascent polypeptide-associated complex
Source: RefSeq, a predicted model, not a curated record